Messenger RNA from Penicillium odoratum, 1005 nucleotides. RefSeq lists its product as uncharacterized. The coding region runs from base 1 to 1005 and encodes 334 amino acids. Lineage: Eukaryota; Fungi; Ascomycota; Eurotiomycetes; Eurotiales; Aspergillaceae. The record is from RefSeq and is a predicted model, not a curated record. The transcript has 4 exons.
AUGUCAGUCAGACAAUUCAAAGAGCACAUGAUUUUUGACUUUGACAGCAUCAAAGCUCAAUGCCAACCGCCGCCCACAUCGCCCGAAAUCUUCGCUAGCAAGGAGAAGUUCGCUGGCGCUGCAUCAAAAAGACCAAGACUCCAUCACAGCCAGAAGACCGUCACGGGCCCCAUAAAAGACCUUUGCCUUCCACGCUUGCAUAGUCUCGACAAUAUCACAUCAGCCCUGAUUAUUCGACACGAGUCCCCGUGGGACACCUAUCAGCAAGCCAUCUCAUAUGACAUCGCAGGAGAGGUGAUAAUUGCCUCUCGUCGCACCCGCCCAUCUCGUGUGGUGGCCAUUAGAAAAUACCGGAGACAAGAUGCCCGGAGCCUGAUUGAUAGAUUCGGGCGUUUAGAGCAUGUCAAUGUUCUUUCAUUUCAUGAAUGUUAUAUUGAUAGGGAUUUCGCGUUCUUCUUAGUCGCUGAUCUACCGCUGACUCUCGCGCAUGUCGUUGCUUGCUCGGAUCUGUAUCCUAGUGAGAUUGAACUGGGGUCGAUCUUGUGCCAGAUCCUCGACGGUAUGUGCUAUUUAGCUGCCUUAAGUCUUGUGCAUCAGGCUUUGGUUUGCUCUCAUAUUCUACUCGGCCUUGACGGGAUCAUUAAAAUCGCGGGCCCGGAACAUUGCGUGGACUGCAUGAAAAGCCAGUCGGAAGCCGCAUGCGUCGCCUCCAUACCGUCAAUCACAAUGCAGCUCAUGCAAAAGUACGAGAAAGAUGGGGCUAUUGGUGUAGACGACCUGGAGCGCUGGCCAAUUGAGUCCGAUGCCGUAGACUUUUUGUCCGCUUCUGGGGCGACAGCAUCGAUGGAGGUUUUAAAAAUGCAUCCGUUAACAGCCAGACGCCACCCGGCUGCUGAUCUCCUGUUAUUUGCAAGGGCUUCCUUACUUAUGACACGAGUAAAUUGCACAUACCAUCGUGGAGUGAAGUCUUUCUAUAACACGGUGGAUAUUCAACCUUCGGGCUAG